This is a messenger RNA of Penicillium pulvis, 1752 nucleotides long. Its product is annotated as class I SAM-dependent methyltransferase. The transcript is spliced from 2 exons. NCBI's taxonomy places the organism in Eukaryota, Fungi, Ascomycota, Eurotiomycetes, Eurotiales, Aspergillaceae. Bases 1 to 1752 code for a protein of 583 amino acids. Gene Ontology annotation, molecular function: methyltransferase activity. The record is from RefSeq and is a predicted model, not a curated record.
AUGACUCGGUUUGCUGUCCGCGAAUAUGCUCGCUCAUCGGCUUUUUCGGUGCCCCUCGAUCCUAUGGGAUCUGAAGAUCCCAUCGAAUUUUCUGACAGCUCCUUUGACAUGGACCUGGAUAUGGCUCCACCCUCUUCCCCUUUUUGUAAGUCGCCUGUGAGUGUUGCAUCUGCCGAAAAUGACUUCAUGGAAUCGUCUCGGGAGUUUGCAGACGCGGAGCCUCAGUCUGUCAAGUCUGUUCCUGAGACCGAGGAAGUGCUCUCAUCCCCAUCACCAUUUUUUCUUGAGCCGCUGCCGUCUCCAGAACUGGAGUGGGCCAGCGGUACGGAGCCUCCAGCGUUAGGCACAUCUCUUGUUUCAGGUUCGACAUUCCAGACCCACACAUGCCAUGAGGCUGGUAUCACAGCUCUUCCUCAGUCUCAAGAUCCAGCAUCUGGCUCUUGUGAGAUGAGCGAAGGCGAACCAGGUCAUAUAUUGGCGAUGUCGCCUCAGCUUGCAUCUAUACCUGAAGAGAACAUUGACAGCGGAAGUGAUGCAAGGCCGAGUUCUUCGAUUCUUCAAACAGGUUCUUCUACGACUGCAAGCUCUCCGCUUCCAGAUGCAGAUCAUGCUGCAGAUGAGACCAGUGUGCUAUCAGUGCCCACAGAGCAAGUCUCUGCCCCAUCUACUUUCACCCUGGACAAAGCGAGUGACUCCAGUAUACCACUUUCGCCAUAUGUGCCUACUAUACCCCAGACAGAAGAAGAUGAUCCUGGAAAUACCUCUGGUGGAGAAUCCACAAGUGACGAGACAAACUCUGUGUUCGAUGAUGAAUAUCACACCGACACGUCCAGCCAUACUGCUUCACUACUCUCGGACGUGAAAGACUAUACAUACGAGAAUGGCCGACGAUACCACUCUUACCGCGAAGGCCAUUACGUUUUACCAAACGACGAUCAAGAACAAGACCGCCAGGAUCUCCUCCAUCACGUUCGCAACCUCGUUCUAAACGGGGCUCUCUACCGUGCUCCACUGGGCAGAAGCCUCCAGCGCGCCCUUGACAUAGGAACUGGUACAGGCAUCUGGGCCAUUGAUUUCGCCGACAGCCAUCCCAGCGCCGAGGUCAUGGGCACCGAUCUCAGCCCGAUCCAGCCAUCCUGGGUUCCGCCCAACCUCCGCUUCCUAGUCGAUGACGCCGAGUCCCCAUGGCUGUUCAGUACCAGUAGACCCUUCGACUUUAUUCACGCCCGGGAUCUGGGCGGUGCCAUUGCCGACUGGCCUCGGCUGCUGCGACAGGCCUACGGGCAUUUACGACCAGGUGGAUGGGUUGAGCUGCAAGAAUUUGAGGUUACGCUGAGGUCGGAUGAUGACUCUAUGCGUCUAGCGCCGAUGCUGUGCGAGUUCCUCGGCCGCCUGCAUGAGGCUAGUGAGGCGUUUCACCGGCCCAUGAAUAUCGCCGAAGGACACCGACAGCGGCUGGUGGAGGCCGGUUUUGAAGAUGUUAAAGAUGAGGUGUACAAGGUCCCUUCUAGUAUGUGGCCCAGCGAUCCCAUACAGAAGCAAAUCGGCCGGUAUAAUCUGUGCUCCCUGUUGAUGGCAGUGGAAUCCUACUCGCUGGCUUUGUUCACGCGUGUCCUGGGGUGGUCGAAUAUACAAACCCAAGUCUUCCUGGCAGGUGUGCGUAGAGAUCUGAAUAAUCCCUAUGUUCACACCUAUUGCAAUCUACACAUCGUUUACGGUCGCAAGCCGGAACAUGGCUAUCAUGCUGCUUAG